AUACUGAGAGUUGUGAAUCAUGGGCCAGAAAAGUGCUGUUCUGGGACUGCAGGGCAGGGGGAAGCGAGCUGAUGUGUCUGAAGGUGAGCUUGCUGAGAUGACAUGCCAGGGAGCCUCAAAUCAGAUAGUGCUGGGGUUUCUGGUCACUGGUGUCCAGGUGGGUGCUGUGGCCAUGGCUCCUGCCUCCUGCAGCCCCGUCAGGGCCCGAGGCCUUCUCUGUCGGCACCUUGCUGCAGCCUGCUCACUGGAGUUGGGUUCUGAGUGCGUGUACAGAGGAAUACUUGCGCUCCUACUUGGGGAGUCAGAGAGUUCUCUAACCAAGCAGUUUCUUCUGCGCCUAGGGAGAGCCCACUGCAAAAAAGGCCCGCUCAAAUCCUCAGGUGUACAUGGACAUCAAGAUCGGGAACAAGCCGGCUGGCCGUAUUCAGGUGCUCCUGCGUUCAGACAUUGUGCGCAUGAGAACAGGCCCAGGGCAGCAAGGACAAGAAGCCAAAGCAGAAGGCGAUCAUCGCGGACUGUGGCGAAUUUGUGUGAGAGACACUUUCUUUGCUGCCAGCCUCAGCUGUUUGAAGCAGGUAAUGUUUGUGGCAUGAGCACUUCCUCAGGGUCAGCUUGGAGCAGCUCCUCUGCCGGCACAGCCUGGACUUUUCCCAAGUGCGGCUGUGGGCCCCGAGCCAGCACGGGCAGGCUAUGCGUGGCCACCGGCUUUUCCUGGCAUUUGCUGCUGGGUCUGUCCUGGGCAUACCAGUGUGGCACCUGGGAUGUUUUCUUUGCUAAAAUAAAAUCCUAGUUCUUCUACUUCUG
Molecule: messenger RNA, 804 nt
Organism: Lemur catta (Ring-tailed lemur)
Lineage: Eukaryota; Metazoa; Chordata; Mammalia; Primates; Lemuridae
Exons: 2
Coding region: 20-790 (256 amino acids)
Source: RefSeq, a predicted model, not a curated record